AUGUAUGUGCAUAAAGAUUCAAGCAGAAGAGUAACAGAAAAAUUUCUCAACGGAGCAGAGAUGUUCAUGUACCACGCCGGACAUACGUCUCUCACACUAGAAACGGGUAAAAUGUUUUGUCCCUGCCGUAAAUGCAACAAUACCAAGUUUGCUGCUAGUGAAACGGUUUGGAAACAUAUAGUAAAUAGAGGAUUUACUCCACAUUACUAUAUCUGGUUUAACCACGAAGAAGCUGAUACUAGGAAUGAAGCUAGUAGUAGUAAUCAGGUUGAAAAUGUUCGUAACAGAGAGGAACCACAUUUACCUUCUGAAAGUUUUAACCCUCAAGAGGAACAUAUGGUAGAUCAUGAUAGGAUGCAUGAUAUGGUUACAGAUGCAUUUCGUGAAACAAGAUCAGUAAUAGAGGAUGUAGAAAAUGUAGAGGGGCCUAAUUUGGAUGCAAAAAGAUUUUAUGAGAUGCUAGCAGCAGCUAAUAACCCAAUUUAUGAAGGUUGUAGAGAAGUUUGUAUGGAUGCAUGGGCUGAGUUGUUUAAAGAGUAUUUUCCUGAAGAUAAUCAGUGUGCUGAAUCUUAUUAUGAGAUUCAGAAACUGGUUCACAGCCUUGGUUUACCUUCGGAGAUGAUUGAUGUGUGUAUAGACAACUGUAUGAUAUACUGGGGAGAAAAUGCAGAAUUGUUAGAGUGUAAAUUUUGCAAGAAGCCACGAUAUAAACCGCAAGGACGUGGGCGGAAUAGGGUGCCGUACCAGCGGAUGUGGUACUUACCUAUCAAGGAUAGACUGAAGAGAUUAUAUCAAUCUGAAAAGACGGCAGCAGCGAUGAGAUGGCAUGCAGAACAUACUCAGAAGGAAGGCGAGAUCAAUCAUCCCUCUGAUGCAAAAGCGUGGAAACACUUGAAUUCGGUGUACCCUGAUUUUGCAAGCAACCCCCGCAACGUUUAUCUUGGGCUCUGCACAGAUGGCUUUAGUCCAUUUGGAAUGUCUGGAAGACAAUAUUCGCUUUGGCCAGUUUUCUUAACGCCAUACAACCUUCCACUAGAGAUGUUUCUUUUGUGGACCAUUAGUGACUUUCCUGCAUACGGGAUGUUGUCAGGUUGGACGACGCAUGGAAGGCUAUCUUGUCCUUAUUGUAUGGGAAGCACAGACGCAUUUCAGCUGAAAAAUAGUAGGAAGACGUCCUGGUUUGAUUGUCAUCGGAGAUUUCUUCCCAUUAAUCAUCUGUACCGAAGGAACAAGAAAUUGUUUCAGUCAAAAAGGGUUGUACGAGACACCGCUCCGCCAUAUUUAUCUGGAGAGGAAAUCGAGAAGGAUAUUGAUUACUAUGGUGCACAAGACACAGUCAAGAAAGGGGGUAAUUGGCAUAUUACUGCAAAUAUAUAUGCUGGUUACGGGACACAGCAUAAUUGGCAGAAGAAGAGUAUAUUUUGGGAACUUCCAUAUUGGAAAAAUCUACUUCUACGCCACAAUCUUGAUGUGAUGCAUAUAGAGAAGAACUUUUUUGACAACAUCAUCAAUACAUUGUUGAACGUCCCCGGGAAGACAAAAGAUAACAAGAACUCAAGGUUGGAUUUGCUUGCAUUAUGUUAUAGGAUUGAGCUGCAUAUUAGAAACGAUGGGAAAAUUUCGGUUCUCAUUUUUAGAUUGUCAGCAGAAACAAAAGCAGCGUUGUUCAAGUGGGUGGCAUCAGAUGUGAAGUUUUCUGAUGGAUAUGUUUCAAAUCUAUCAAGAUGUGUUGAUCAGCAAGGACAUAAGUUUUCAGGGAUGAAGAGCCAUGACUGUCAUGUGUUUAUGCAACGACUUCUACCAUUUGCAUUUGCGGAGUUGCUUCCAAAAAAUGUUCACGAGGCACUUGCAGGCAUCGGAAAUUUUUUCAGAGAUCUUAGAGCACGCACCUUAAAUGUAGAUGUCAUCAGACAACUUGAUGAGAAUAUCCCGAUCUUGAUGUGCAACUUGGAGAAGAUUUUUCCUCUGUCAUUUUUCGACGUCAUGGAACAUCUAGUUGUCCACCUUCCACAAUCUGGAAUAUCUUGGUUAGCCGCUAUAAAAGUUACACCUUGGGGUCGAGUCUUGAUUGAUGAACAACCACCUUUACAAGAAGAUACCGUAAAUGAAGUAGAAGUACCAGAGCAAGCUACAAAUGAUAUCUUACUUGUUGAUCCAUACAACCAGGGAUAUGAAGAAAUUCCAGACGAUGCAACAGACGAAGCCCACGAAGAUGAAUUUGAAGAAAACGAUGAAGUGGAUGAUGUUUCUGAUGAUGAGUGA
Messenger RNA from Brassica napus (rape), 2262 nucleotides. RefSeq lists its product as uncharacterized. The record is from RefSeq and is a predicted model, not a curated record. The transcript has 5 exons. The coding region runs from base 1 to 2262 and encodes 753 amino acids. Lineage: Eukaryota; Viridiplantae; Streptophyta; Magnoliopsida; Brassicales; Brassicaceae.